CCCCGGCCCCGGCCCCGGCCCGGGCUGCAGCCCAAUCGGCGGGCCUGGGCCGUCCCCCGGGGUGCUCUAACCCAUUUUACAGACGUGCUGCCUGCGCCCCGGAGGAGGCGUGGCGGCGCUCGGUGGCCCAGCAGGAUUCCGGGGGCGGCGGGCCAGGCCCGGGAGGACACCCGAGCCCAGGAGGCCGAGGCGCCCGCCCUCCCCGCCGGGGAUCACCUGGGCCGGCCCGGGGCCCGCGGGCCGGGCGGAGAGGGCCGCCGCCUCCUCAAAGCCCGGCAGCCCGCGAGCGUCCCGCACUCCAGCCGUCCGGGCCCCGCGACGCCGCCUGCCCCGCUGCCGACAGGGAAUAAAGGCUCAGUGACCGCCAGUUCUGCCCAGGAGCUCACCUGCCUCUCUGAGCCCCCCGGCUGACUGGCUUGUGCCUCUCCCAGGAUGGACACACAGACUAUACUGCUCAUCUUGCAAGCCUCACUGGUGCUCCCCCUGGCUGACGGGGCCAACCCAGUCCUGCGCUUUGUGGCUGUGGGUGACUGGGGAGGAGUCCCCAAUGCCCCGUUCUACACAGCCCGGGAAAUGGCCAAUGCCAAGGAGAUUGCCAGGACCGUGCAGAUCCUAGGCACAGACUUCAUCCUGUCCCUGGGGGACAAUUUCUACUUCACUGGCGUGCAGGACGCCAACGACAAGAGGUUUCGGGAGACCUUCGAGGACGUGUUCUCUGCCUCCUCCCUCCGCAACGUGCCCUGGUACGUGCUGGCUGGCAACCACGACCACCUGGGGAACGUCUCCGCGCAGAUCGCCUACUCCAGGAUCUCUCAGCGCUGGAACUUCCCCAGCCCUUACUACCGGCUGCGCUUCAAAGUCCCACGGUCCAAUGUGUCUGUGGCCAUCUUCAUGCUGGACACGGUGACCCUGUGCGGCAACUCGGACGACUUCCUCAGCCAGCAGCCCGAGAGGCCCCGUGACGUGGCGCUGGCCCGCACGCAGCUGUCCUGGCUCAAGAAGCAGCUGGCGGCGGCCAAGGAGGACUAUGUGCUGGUGGCCGGCCACUACCCCGUGUGGUCCAUCGCCGAGCACGGGCCCACCCGCUGCCUGGUCAAGCAGCUGAUGCCGCUGCUGGCCACAUACAAGGUCACCGCCUACCUGUGCGGCCACGACCACAACCUGCAGUACCUCCAGGACGAGAACGGCGUGGGCUACGUGCUGAGCGGGGCCGGAAACUUCAUGGACCCCUCGAGGAAGCAUAUGCGCAAGGUCCCCAACGGCUACCUGCGCUUCCACUACGGGGCCGAGGACUCGCUGGGGGGCUUUGCCUACGUGGAGAUCAGCCCCAAAGAGAUGAGCGUCACUUACAUCGAAGCCUCGGGCAAGUCUCUCUUCAAGACCAGACUGCCGAGGCGAGCCAGGCCCGAGCACCCACGCGUGCGCCACUCUAGGGCCUGAGGCGGGAGGGGGGGCCUCCCUGCCGUCGGGUGGCUGGGCCCCGCUGGGCCGCGUGCCCGUGGGCAGGCUUCCUCACGGGCCUGUGGAGCUGCGGCGGAGCAGAAGGAGAACCACAGACGAGGAGCGGUGGCGCCAGGUGGCCCUUGUGGCAAGGAUGCCCGCGUCUGUGAAAGCAUCGUGGGCACGUGGACCAGCCGGCGUGCCGUGCCCCGUGGCCGAGCUUGUCCAACCUGAGCUCCAGGCG
Messenger RNA from Herpailurus yagouaroundi (jaguarundi), 1684 nucleotides. It is a transcript of the gene ACP5, whose product is annotated as acid phosphatase 5, tartrate resistant. Bases 433 to 1440 code for a protein of 335 amino acids. Lineage: Eukaryota; Metazoa; Chordata; Mammalia; Carnivora; Felidae. Gene Ontology annotation, biological process: bone resorption. Gene Ontology annotation, molecular function: acid phosphatase activity. The transcript is spliced from 6 exons. The record is from RefSeq and is a predicted model, not a curated record.